AUGACAUCAACACCACCGCCUCACUUCAACUAUGCGAUCCCGCCUGUACCACGCCUGCCUUCACCUUCGUCCUCACGUCAUCCACGCGCGUCAAUCAACUCCUCCUUCUCGUUCGGCCCGGAAUCUCUAGUGAACUCCUUCAUCGACUCAAACAUAUCGGGCGCACAUCCAAAUCCAUUCAGUCUUGAUCCCAACCGGUCGAUACUACCCUCGUCACCUCUUCGGUCUUCACCCCGACGCCCCCCGAGAACGAGAGAACGGCACCCUCUAGCGACAGAGCAUACCGAUGUCUUCCAAGACACACCUGGAGGCGAUGAAGAGGAAUAUGAGUGGAAAAUGGUGGAUAGGAUGAGGCUGUGGAGGCAUGAUGCACUGAUGCAACAUCUAUACGAUACGGCUGCUUUUUGGGGAGAUAAGAUCAUGUCCUGGACGAAUGACCCGAACGACGCAUUUUGGCUCGCUCAAACUUACUUCUUGACACACCAGUACUCUCGAGCAGAGCGUUUACUCACAAGACCAUUUCCUCUGAAACCGCCCUCAGAGCCCCGGGUUCACCCAUCGUCAAAUGGUUAUACGUCCAGUUCUCCGACUGAGACUCGAACAGGCAUCCCAUUUCCCGAUCUGAAAGGCAAGGGACGGGCCUCGGAGCCAAGGCUACCUGUGGGCCCGACCGCCAUGAUUGAGGUAGCGGCAGACAAUCAAGAUGAUGUGUCCCGCCUGGUCGAUAUGAGCGUCGUGUGCCGCUAUCUAGCCGCACAGUGUCUUGUCAGGCAGGGCAAAUGGGCGGAAGCGACGGAGAUGCUGGGAGAGGCGAAUCCGUUCAGGAACUCUGGCAGAAGCGGACCGGACGUGCCCAAUACGGACGGUGGUAUCAAGGUCGAGGCCUCGAUGUGUAACUUACGGGGGAUCCUGAUGCUCAAACUUAACCGCGGCGACCAAGCUAAGGCCUGCUUCAUGGAAGCGCUAGCGCUGGACGUGAAAUGCUACGACGCCUUCAACCAACUCAUCAGUGGUGAGAUGAUGACGGUGGAAGAGGAAUGGGAGUUCGUCCAGGCAUUGGCUUACAAAGAGCAAACGCCAGAAGACGCGGAAUUCGUACGACUCAUCUAUACUGCUCGACUGCGCAAGUACACACAUGCGGAGGAGCACGCUCUCGCACGAAGGAAACUGGCGGACGAAUACGGGCUAUCAGAUAACCCCGAUGUCUUGUUCAGCUUUGCCGACGCCUUAUACUCUCAGUUCCGUUGGGCGGACUGCUUUGCUGUAACUUCGCGGAUUUUGGGGCUCGUCGCGGUACACGCUCCCACCAUGCCUUUACACAUAGCCUGCAUGCAUCACCUCAAGCAUCUCCACUCGAGACUAUUCAUCCUCGCGCAUGAGCUCGUGGAGCGUGAGCCCGAGUCACCGAUGAGCUGGUAUGCUGUUGGUGUUUGGUACCUCACGCAGCACAAGUGGGCAGAUGCACGGACGUACUUCAGUAAGACCUCUCUCAUGGACCCAAGGUUUGGACCGGCGUGGAUCGCAUUUGCCCACACGUUUGCCUUGGAGGGCGAACAUGACCACGCCAUCACGGCUUACUCGACCUGCGCGAGGAUGUUCACAGGGUCACAUCUCCCGUUGAUGUUCGUGGGCAUGGAGCAUCUGAUUCUCUCGAACGAGACGCCUGCGAUCGAAGCCCUCAACGCCUCUCUCAGCAUGUGCAAGACGGAUCCAUUGUUGCUUAACGAAAUCGGUGUCAUGCAGUUCACCAAAAACGACUUCGAAGGCGCCGCGAAGAUGUUCACACGAGCGCUAGAGAAUGCACAGGUCACUCAAAAUUCGCAGGAAUCCUGGGCCACCACAUACCUCAAUCUCGGUACCUGCUUCCGCAAAUUGGGUAACCUCGACGCCGCUGAGAAGACCUAUCUGCGCGUUCUUGAGAUCGAGUCGACUAACCGACAUGCGCUCGGUUAUCUCGGCCUCGUGCAUCAUCUUCAAGGUCGUAUCGAGGAUGCGAUCGUCCGAUAUCACGCGGCACUCGCUUUCAACCCAUUGAACAUGCACCUCCUCGACCUUCUUGCGCUAGCGCUCGACGCAUCGGCCGACAGCGGGCUUUUCUCCCACACAGCAGACGAGGAGUUCGCCGCGCGUAUGCGUGCUGCGAGUGCAAAAGAGGCCACAUUUCGAGAGAUCAGGGAGAAGGCUAUCGCGGCGAACAAGGAUGGUUCGCCGGGCCUGUUCUUUGGUGUGCCACCCGGUCCCGAUAUGUACGAAGGGCAGCGGGCGGCUAGGCAGGUCCCGCCAAACUUGUUCUCCAGCACAGGCAGUGCUUUGUGA
Peniophora sp. CBMAI 1063 is the source of this 2316-nucleotide messenger RNA. The record is from the annotation of a GenBank genome assembly. NCBI's taxonomy places the organism in Eukaryota, Fungi, Basidiomycota, Agaricomycetes, Russulales, Peniophoraceae.